GUUCAUUGCAUCUCAAUUUCAAUUCUUCAUUCUCCUACCUUUCGGUCAACCCGCAGCGAUUCAGAUUCGGAUCUUAUCGUUUUUUUCUCUCACCCCCGCCGCCCCUGCUCCCUCCUUACCUGCCUUUUGUUUGCUGGUCUACCUGUUUGUAUUACCGCCUUAGGACUUCUAGGACAAGCAAAACAUCUUGGAAGAGCUUGCUUGAGUCACUUCGGGUAGGAUAACUAAAGAGAUAGCGGCCAUCCGAAUUAACUUACACGAACGGCCCCUUUUCGGAUACUUCCUGACUGCUACUCAGGCUUAGAGCUAUAUUUCUCUCGCCAUAGAGAUCCCGCCUGGAGUUCUAGAUAUAUCUUCGCUUCAGUAUCUAUUGCCGAAGCGUGAAAAAGAGUCAGAGGCAAACUAUUUUUGUUUUAGGUUCCCGGUGGUUCUUAAUAAUAUCCUUCCUCCGUUUUCAAGGGGUCAGAUUGCAUUCUUUCUAUUUGGCAAGAGUGAGAAACCGGAGUAUUUGAGAAGAGCAAGAGGGAAGAGAAAGCAAGACAUCAUACAAAUCUGCCGAUAAUACACACCUGUCGAUUCCUAUAUAUCAAUGGCGAUGGUACAUAGUGGAUUUGGCAGCGGCAACCGCCCUCUGCGCUUUGCCCCUGCAUACAAAGCCUUCCCCUCCGAGACCAACAAACGAGAUGUCACCGCUAAGAAAAUCAGAGACACCAUCUCAAGCGGCGAGAAUCUCGCUACCUUCAGAGCUUCUGAACCUUCGUCUGAUUCCCCCAUCGAUUGGAUACCUAGCUACCAAUCAUACCUCCAUCGAUCACAACGGCGGCUGAAGCAAGGCGGUCUUACAGAUGCCCUACCUGCGGGGUUUCCCGCAAGGGUUGAAUCUCCGCUAGCUUGGUCUGGAAAUCAGCUGAAGAAGGAGGAUUACACCGUCACAUUGUCGGAGGAUGAGAUUCUGGAAAUUGAGAGGGGUUUACGAGAUUUUAAGGAAUCGAAGCUCCCUAUAUCCCUUAUCACUCGCCAGACGUUCCAACUCCCAACACUCGGCCCUCGGCUUAUUGUUUUGGGCGCCUCUUUGUACAGCGGAAGGGGUUUCUUUGUGCUUCGUGGCCUGAACCCAAAGAAGUACUCGAGCGAAGAAAACGUCCUGAUAUAUGUUGGAAUUUCCUGCUGGGUUGCAGAGAAGCGGGGCAGACAAGAUGAGCAUAAUAACAUGCUACGUAUAAACCCCUUUCCCUUCCAGUGCAGGAAGCCUAAGCGGGCCCGACUGCAGCCCUACCACACGGACAUUGGCGAUAUACUUGCAUUAUAUACUCUAGGACAGGCCUAUAAAGGUGGAAGGAGUAAACUGGCAUCGACCGGAGCAAUCUAUAACGAGUUGGCAGAAACAAGACCUGAUCAUAUUGACACUCUCCGAUCUCCUGAGUGGGUUUUUGAUACAUUCGGAAGGACUGGUGAACCCUACUACAAACGGCCAUUAUUGUUCAACCAAGACGGGAAAAUGGUCUUCGCAUUUUCGCGCCGCAUCCUAACAGGUUCCAAAGUCUCGCCUCGUACCAAGGGAAUUCCGGUCAUGACGGACGCACAAGCAGAUGCAUUAGAUGCCGUCCACUUCACAGCCGACAAACAUGCAUUGACAUUAGAUGAUGGUCAGCUAGGUGAUAUUCUGUUCUGGAACAACAUGAGUAUCGUACACGCAAGGCAGGGAUUUGUCGACGGCGGCCCGAUGAACCAGAAGCGGCACCUGCUGAGAUUAUGGUUGCGGAAUGAGGAGCUGGCGUGGAAAACUCCGGAGGUUUUGCGAUCAGCUUGGAACGUUGCCUACGGAAGUGAUGACGUCUCGGAAGAAAAAUGGCCUAUUGAACCAAUUCUGGACCGCGACCAUGUAACGACGCAGCGCAGAUCAUCCGGGCACGGUUAG
Tuber melanosporum (Perigord truffle) is the source of this 1918-nucleotide messenger RNA. RefSeq lists its product as uncharacterized. Lineage: Eukaryota; Fungi; Ascomycota; Pezizomycetes; Pezizales; Tuberaceae. Gene Ontology annotation, molecular function: oxidoreductase activity. The record is from RefSeq and is a predicted model, not a curated record. The transcript has 4 exons. The coding region runs from base 590 to 1918 and encodes 442 amino acids.